Molecule: messenger RNA, 1536 nt
Organism: Suillus clintonianus
Lineage: Eukaryota; Fungi; Basidiomycota; Agaricomycetes; Boletales; Suillaceae
Product: cytochrome P450
Exons: 13
Coding region: 1-1536 (511 amino acids)
Molecular function (GO): monooxygenase activity; iron ion binding; oxidoreductase activity, acting on paired donors, with incorporation or reduction of molecular oxygen
Source: RefSeq, a predicted model, not a curated record
AUGCGCAUCUCUGACAAUUCACAGCUCAUCCUCGGUGCUGCGGCUUGUCUUGGUGUCGUAAUUGCUUGGGCUUACCGCCGUAAAUCACAGAGCAACCUUCCCCUCCCGCCUUCCCCUCCCACUUGGAAACUUGGGGGGCAUGACCUGCCAGAGCAACACCCAUCCUUCACUAUAGGGGAAUGGAUUGACGAGUACGGUCCUCUGAUCACCCUUCGGUCAGGAUUUGAGAAGACCGUUAUUGUUGGCCGUUACAAGGCCGCUGUGGAUAUUUUGGAGAAUCAAGGCAGAUUGACAGCUGACCGCCCUCGCAUGAUUGCUGCUGGAGAAAUGUUUCACGGCGGAAUGGCUAUCGGAUUUGCCCACUGGGGGGAGAGAUUCCGUCGGAUGCGUAGAGCACUUCAUGCGCAUCUCCAGCCUAAAGCAGCUGAGACCUACGGGCCCCUGCAGAUGUCACACGUGAAGAACACAGUUCUCGGCAUUCUCGAUGAUCCACAGAACUUUCAGAGCCAUGUGCUAGCUUACACUUCGACAACAAUUAUGAAAAUUACAUAUGGGAAGAAUACGCCCACGUCUGCGACUGAUCCUGCAGUCAUUGCCAUUCGUCAUUUCGUUAAGGUGGGUACUGCGAUCGUGCGCCCUUACGCUUAUCUGGUGGACACUAUCCCGUGGCUCAAAUACGUCCCAUGGUAUGGGCUCGACUUGAAACGGGAGUAUGAGAGCGUCAAGAAACUUAACCUUAGUCAGUUGAACCGCGUGAAGGAACAAAUGCAGAGCGAUGUGGAUAUCGGCCCUUCGUUCGCGAGACAUAUCCUAGAAAAUGGCUAUGGUUUAUCUGAGACUGAGAUGGCCUUUCUUGGCGGUUCCUUUUUUUCAGCUGGAUCCGAGACGACUUCUAUCUUAAUUUGCACGGUAUUCAUGGCAGCAGCAUGUUUUCCUGAGGAGCAAGCUAAAGUUCAGGCCGAGCUCGAUGAGGUCAUCGGAAGGCACCGAGCGCCAACCUUCGCCGACCAAGAAUCCCUUCCUCGUCUGCAGGCAUUUAUCUCUGAGGCAUUGAGAUGGAGGCCACCCUUGCCUACCGGUGCGGCUUUACGCACGGAUGAUGAUCUGGCCCAUCAGGAAAAUUAUUGUAUUCCAGCUGGGACCAUUGUGGCCGGGAACCAUUGGCAAGUAUUGUCGAUCUCUCGAGAUCCAGACGUCUUCCCGGAGCCUGACGCGUUCAAGCCUCAGCGCUGGAUUGACGAUCAAGGUCGCCUGAAAGACGAUUUCAAAGUCAAGUUAUUUGUCUAUGGCUUUGGCCGGCGCGUAUGCCCCGGUCAACAUAUCGCAAAUAGAUCAAUAUUCCUCAACUCGCUUCUUAUUAUGUGGGCCUUCCAGCUUGCUCUGGAUCCUACGAAGCCAUUGGAUGACACUGGACUCAUGCACGGGUCGAUGCCAGAUGUCAUGCCGUGUUCAAUUAAGUUUGAGAAGAGAAUUCCGGAAUCGGAGCUCAGGAGCAUGAUGGAGCAUUAUCCUGAGACGUCGCCUGAGAAGUUUUGA